Carcharodon carcharias (great white shark) is the source of this 741-nucleotide messenger RNA. It is a transcript of the gene mrpl49, whose product is annotated as mitochondrial ribosomal protein L49. Bases 85 to 591 code for a protein of 168 amino acids. The record is from RefSeq and is a predicted model, not a curated record. Lineage: Eukaryota; Metazoa; Chordata; Chondrichthyes; Lamniformes; Lamnidae. Gene Ontology annotation, biological process: translation. The transcript is spliced from 4 exons. Gene Ontology annotation, molecular function: structural constituent of ribosome. Gene Ontology annotation, cellular component: mitochondrial large ribosomal subunit; ribosome.
GGGAGGGCAUGCGCGCUGUGCCGCCUUUACGCGAUAGAUCUCCCCUGCGCCUGCGUGGCCCCGGUUUCGCCCCUCAGGCCGGCUAUGGCGGUGGCGAUGGCCGGAGCCUGGCGCCGCUUUCUCAACCCCGCUGGAUGGAAGCAGCUACCCCGGCUCCAGAAAUACACCAAUUCUACAAGUUCUGAUGCUAAAUAUCCAGGGAUUAUAGAGUCAACGGAGGAGUUUAAGUUUGUGGAGCGAUUGAUUCCACCUACCACAGUGCCCGCCCCUCCAAAACAUGAUCAUUACCCAACGCCAUCAGGAUGGUGCCCACCUCGAGAUCCACCUCCUGACUUACCCUACACCAUACGACGCUCCCGGAUGCACAACAUCCCUGUUUAUACAGACAUCACCCAUGGCAACAGGAAGAUGACUGUCAUUCGGAAAAUAGAAGGUGACAUUUGGAUGCUCGAGAAGGACCUGAAAGAAUUCCUCGUGCAAAUUACGGGCAAGACUCCCCUUAUACAUGUUAACGAGGUGACAAUGAGCCUCCGGGUCAAAGGUUAUUUCGACAAAGAACUGAAAUCAUGGCUGAUGGAGAAGGGCUUCUAAGUUUGUGACUGGAUUUAUGAGUUGCAUCGAAAAGGUGUGAUUCUGUUCACUUGAAGGAGCUUUUUUUAAAAAAAAGUUGUACUUAAAUCCACAAUGUGACCAGGUGUUCUGAUCAAAAUGCAGAGCAAUCCAUUAAAUUGAUUGUUCCAA